Messenger RNA from Gadus chalcogrammus (walleye pollock), 2088 nucleotides. It is a transcript of the gene fam167b, whose product is annotated as family with sequence similarity 167 member B. Bases 142 to 729 code for a protein of 195 amino acids. The record is from RefSeq and is a predicted model, not a curated record. The transcript has 2 exons. NCBI's taxonomy places the organism in Eukaryota, Metazoa, Chordata, Actinopteri, Gadiformes, Gadidae.
UAAAGGAGCACAAGGAACCUGGCUCUCAACAUAUCCAUAUUGCUAUCCCAGUGCAAGCCAACGUCGUUACGAGGACAUAAUCAAAGUCUCGGUCUUGCUGCUGCUGCUGCUGCUGCUAAAGCCACAUCGAACAUUUCGUCAAUGGAAUUUAAGGAGUUGGGAGGAGAUGACAGCUCCGAGGGAGACACAGAAGACUUGGACAGUGUCAAAGCGCUUACAGAAAAGCUGAAAUUGCAAACUCGCAGACCAUCUUACUUUGAAUGGCAGGAGAGCUUACAAAGUGGCCCGUGGAAGGAUUGCUCAAACUGUGCAAAAGAAAGUGCCGAAGAAAGUCAGGAUGUAGCCGCACUGGACAGCGUUAAUAUCCCUGUCAUUUUGAGCCGUGGGAAUUCCGACUUGGUGGUCCGGAAUAUUUGUGGUUUUGAAACUAUCGAUGAUGCCUUGGAAUUUAUUAGGAAGGAGCUGAGGGAAAUGCAGCUGCAGGACAACCGCCUGGCCCGGCAGCUCAUCCGCCUCCGCACGGAGAUCCACCGGCUGAAGGUGGAGCAGGUCUGCCACCGCCACAAGGAGAUGCUGGACAAGGCAACGUACGAGCUGGAGGAGUGCGGCGAGGAGUCCGACCUUCUCUGCGACAUCCCCAUGAAGGCCGCCUUCGCUCUCUCCACCCCGCUCAAGCACCUGGGACUGACCAAGAUGAACAUCAACUCACGGCGCUUCUCGCUGUGCUAAGGUUUCAACACCACCACCAACACCUCCACCAUUUGACCUCCAAAGAUCUCCAUUUGAGAGGAUCCUCUCUCCUGUAGGAACACGGGCUGCUUUUGGUGGACGUGUUUAUAUUCCACUGUGUUUGUGUGUCAUGGUGAGAUUGGAAGAACAUGCGGAAUUCAUAAGGUGUGUGCUUGGACAUGCUUGGAGUAGGCAAAGUCUAGCUAGACACACCCUUAGCCAUGGCUUUUAAUGAAAUGCACUGAUUGUGUGUUCAGUACAAUUCGAUUACAUUGUGAAAGCACUUAGCCAUGAUGAAGUGAUAACGUUCAGACUUAGAGCAUAGAGUUACAUUUUACAUUGAAAUGACAAAACAGCAAAGUUAUUUAUAAAAAAAAAACACUUUUACAUGUUCACCCAGGCAUGCAUUUUCUCCACACGCCAGCACGUUGACCAAUGUUCUCAGGGUAACUUCAUGGCUUCAUCAUGAAUGUGGGGUUAUUUUGUCUGACAAGUAGCCUAAGAUAACGCGAAAAAGCCACAGUCCACUGGCCCUUAUCGAGGCGACACCGUCCACAGAUACCGUCCAUAUUUAGUUGAGAAUCUGUGAGUUUGGGAUCAUUUCCAAACAGGAUGCUAGGGAUCACGCCACCAUAACAGGUCACCGUAGCGAUAUAGCCCCACGAAAGGUCGCGCCCUACGGUUUAGAUUUCCAUGACGCCGUCCAGAUGUUGAUGCGAGCCCAGAUCUCACAUCCAUUGCGGUGUCGUUAAUGAGUAGCCUUUCAUACAAAAAGCCUUGAUGCAUAUUAUUUUUAUCCUCUAGAUGUAGGCUAUAUAAAUACAUUUAUUAAAAGAUAUUAGAGGAGAGUUAUGGUUUUUAGAGUUAGAUGCCAAAAUAGAAUCAUUCAUCAAUUCGUAAAAAUAAAACAUUUCAAGAGCGCCAAGAAUUUUUUUAAUUUCUUAGUGGCUCCUCUCUAGACCUUUUAAAGUUCAAACACUGUUGACAUGCCAUGACUAGUGAGUGCUCUUGUUCUCCAACGUGUUCUCACUUCAAAACAGACAUGCAUACACCGCAAAUGCUGCUGCACAUUUGGGCUCGCAUCUCAAGGAAAUCAAAGAUGUUUAACCCCUUUUGGACCUGAACUUAAUUAAUUAAACUCAAGACGUUUCCUUUAAAACAGCGGUAACACUGUUAAUUGAUGUACUUGUAUUUGCAUUUUUCUGUCAUAUUUUAAAAUCCCACUACGGGCCAUAUGCACGCUAUAUUUUUUUGUAUUAACUGAAAAUGUAGAUAUAAACUGCUUAUUAUUAAAAACUUGAACAUAAUAUGGGCCUUUGGUCUCUGUUAUUAUCUAGGUUAACCAGCUUGAUUAUACUC